Messenger RNA from Rhagoletis zephyria (snowberry fruit fly), 753 nucleotides. Its product is annotated as general odorant-binding protein 99a-like. The record is from RefSeq and is a predicted model, not a curated record. Gene Ontology annotation, biological process: sensory perception of smell. Lineage: Eukaryota; Metazoa; Arthropoda; Insecta; Diptera; Tephritidae. Gene Ontology annotation, molecular function: odorant binding.
GGACGACCAUCAGUGCUGAUGAGUGAACCGAGUUUGUCGUACAGAGCAAUAAAGUGUACAUAAUUUAGUUAAAAAGAAAAUAUCAAAAAUGAAAUUUUUUGCUGCCUUUUUGCUGUUCGCAGCUAUGGUAAGCGCUGAAUAUGUAAUAAAAACUGAGGAAAAUUUGCGGCAGUAUCGUCAAGAGUGUGUUGCAGAACUUCAAGUACCCGACGAACAUGUUCAGCAGUUUAGAAAUAGGCAAUUUCCCAAUGAUUCAAUUACCCAGUGCUAUCUUAAAUGCAUUUUUAAUAAAUUCCAACUGUUCGAUGACGAAACUGGCUUCAAUGUAGAAAGCAUCCAUCAGCAGCUGCAAGGUGCUCAGGUAGCGCCUCCCGGCAAUGCCGAUCAUGAUGAUGCUCUACACGACAAGAUCGCCGCCUGUGUUGACAGCAAUGAGCAGGGUUCGAGCGCCUGCGAGUGGGCCUACCGUGGCGGUGUUUGUGGCAUGAAAGCGAAUCUACAAUUCAUCAAAACAAAUUAAUCAAAAAAUAUUUAGAGGCCACUCAAAGUUUCCCAUGUAUUUAAUGUGGGAAAACACUAUUUUUCGUAGAAAUGGUAUAGAAUUUUUGUAAAUCAAUACUUUUAAAUGGCAAGCUCUGUUUCUCUUCAGAGGAAUUCAAAGAAUAAUACCCAAAUUUUGAUGUAAAAAAUGUUUAAUAUGUAUUAAGAAUUUUUACCAUAUUGUACAACUGAAAUAUUGAAAUAAAAUUUAGC